AUGCUGUUGAUGAAAAAAUCAAAUGCUAAUUUUCCAAAAACCGUUGAAGGCCAAGUUUUUCAUGUUGGAAUCAAACGAGGCGAAAUGGGUGAUCUGAGCAGGGCAAAAUUACUUUCAAGAUGGUUGGAUGCGGAUACACCAAUAUUUCAGCGAGAAAGUCGCAGGGGAUUUUUGACAAUCACUGGAAAGUAUAAGGGAGUCCCUGUUAGCAUUGUUGGAAUUGGUAUGGGUUUAUCAAUGAUGGAUUUUUUUGUUCGCGAAGCCAGAGCGGUAGUAGAUGGUUCUAUGAUUAUAAUAAGAUUUGGGACAUGUGGUACUAUCGGUAAGGCUACUGCAGGUGACGUAGUCAUACCGGAAGGUUCUUUCGUGGUUACAAAAAAUUAUGAUUAUCCAAUUUUUGAAAAUAAGGAGAUAGCAGUUCAAGAUUAUGAAAUAAAGACGAAAGAACAGCCGUACAAUAUAUCAAAAGUGAUCUAUGGAGAUAAAGAGAUUCGCGGCUUGAUUCAAAAACAAUUAUUGAAUUCUGGCAUUCCCCAAAACCAAAUAUUUCAGGGUCUAAAUGCGACAUGUGAUAGUUUUUAUUCUUCGCAAGGUAGACUUGACAAAAAUUUCGUGGAUCACAAUAAAGAACUAUUCAAAUCUAUUUGUACUAAAUAUCCGGAUGCGGAAUCGUUAGAAAUGGAAACCUUUAUGCUUUUUUACUUAGCCAAAUGCAGUACAGAUGCUCCAUAUCGUUUUCAACGCAAAGCUAACAAUGAACAAAGAAAUAGUAUAAGAGCUGCUGCAACUGCGGUAGUAAUUUCGAAUCGUAAAACAAACGAAUUUGUUGAUCCGGAUAGGUUGGAUGAUUUAGUAAAGAUUGUCGGAGAAGCUGUUUUGAAAGUUUUAUUAGAAAUUGAACUAGAUGAAGUGCAUUUUGAGGACGAUGAAUGUGUGUGGAAUUCGAAAAUUUAA
Cetraspora pellucida is the source of this 954-nucleotide messenger RNA. The record is from the annotation of a GenBank genome assembly. Lineage: Eukaryota; Fungi; Glomeromycota; Glomeromycetes; Diversisporales; Gigasporaceae.